Fulvia fulva is the source of this 1041-nucleotide messenger RNA. Its product is annotated as Ribosomal RNA-processing protein 15. The transcript has a single exon. Gene Ontology annotation, cellular component: preribosome, large subunit precursor. The record is from RefSeq and is a predicted model, not a curated record. The coding region runs from base 1 to 1041 and encodes 346 amino acids. Gene Ontology annotation, biological process: maturation of 5.8S rRNA; maturation of LSU-rRNA. Lineage: Eukaryota; Fungi; Ascomycota; Dothideomycetes; Mycosphaerellales; Mycosphaerellaceae.
AUGCCGUCGAAACUUACACCAGUCGCGACAAAGCGCAGACGAGUCGAAGACGAAGUGCGACGGCCGAAGAAGAAAGUGCGGAACUUCAAGAAGCAGAAAAACUACCAUUCCUCAGACGACGAGAGCGAUGAUGAGGAUGGACCUGCACAGCAGCCCAGAGCAUCUGAUGCGCCUCAACGAAGCAAAGAUGAGCCCAAGCGUACUCUGAAGCUCUCCGCGAACUCUGCGACAGGACCCAAUGCUGAGGUCAAGGCUGUACAACGGCCGAAGCCGAUUCUCAAGCAGCCAAAGCCACUGGUGAUCGCAAAGACAACAGAGGAGAGCUCAGCAGACGGCAGGGAAGAGGAAGACGAAGCAACAGACGGCGAUCUCGAAGACAACACAGUCUCCAACAUCGUCAACGGCCUCCCCAACGCGGACGAAGAAAGCGACGAAGAAGACGACAACGACGAGCCAGGUCUAGACGGGGUCUCAGACGACUCCGGCUCAGACGACGACGAAGACCACCCCUCCGAACCAGAAGCAUCAAUAACCUCGAACCAAGCCCACCGAAGCAAGAAGAAGCGCAACGACCCCUCCGCCUUCGCAACAAGCAUCUCCCGUAUCCUCGACACCAAACUCACCACCUCCAAACGCUCCGACCCCGUCCUCUCCCGCUCCAAGUCCGCCUCCGAAGCCAACCGCUCCCUCGCCGACAGCAAACUCGAAGCAAAAGCCCGCGCUCAAAUACGAGCCGAGAAACGAGCAGCCAGCGAGAAAGGACGGGUUAAAGACGUGCUAGGACUCCAGACGCCGGAUGUGGAUACGGGCAAGUUGCUGGAGGAGGAGAAGAGGUUGAAGAAGACGGCGCAGAGGGGUGUGAUACAUUUGUUUAAUGCUGUGAGGGCGGCGCAGGUUAAGGCCGAGGAGGCGGCGAGGGAGGCGAGGGCGCAGGGUGUGGUGGGGAUGCAGAAGAGAGAGGAGAGGGUUAAUAAGAUGAGCAAGCACGGCUUUUUGGAUCUGAUCAGUAGUGGUGGGAAGGGGAAGACGGCUGUCGCCUGA